Messenger RNA from Schistocerca gregaria, 1265 nucleotides. RefSeq names its product mediator of RNA polymerase II transcription subunit 6 (gene MED6). Lineage: Eukaryota; Metazoa; Arthropoda; Insecta; Orthoptera; Acrididae. The transcript has 7 exons. The coding region runs from base 468 to 1178 and encodes 236 amino acids. Gene Ontology annotation, cellular component: mediator complex; core mediator complex. The record is from RefSeq and is a predicted model, not a curated record. Gene Ontology annotation, molecular function: transcription coactivator activity. Gene Ontology annotation, biological process: regulation of transcription by RNA polymerase II.
GCAGGAUAAAUCAAGAUACGAUAUUAAGCUGCUGAAAUUAGUUUCCAGUACUAUCGAUAUCUCGUAAAGUAUAACGAUUUAAUCUAGCGAGAUAGUAGUGAUGUAAUUGUUGAUACAACAGCUGAUGGAAUAAUAUAAACACUACAGAGUACCCGCAAAGUUGUGAAUGUUGAUUGUGUGUGGGGGGGGAGAUGAUGUUUUGAGAUGAAGGCGGGUACUAGUUUUGAUUCCUCAGUCACCUUCUAAUACCGUGGUUACAUACGACGAAAAGAAAGGACUUUCAUCGUACUUUUGUAUAUAAUUUGAGAGGUCAAUUUUGACUUACAACAAAUACACGAGAUAUUUUGGUGAAAAGAGAAAACAUCUUAACGAAUACGUGUAUUGUGGAACAGUUGUCACAAUGCGCAUUCCUCAAGAGGUCUCUGCAGGAUAUUGUUGAAUUAACUCCAGGUUAAGUGGAUAAAAGAAUGAUGCCGUCGAGAAACAUCAUGACAGAAAACUUAUUGGGCCUGUCGUGGCAUGACAGUGCUUGGAUCCCCAUAUUAAAUCCUUCCAACAUUAUGGAUUACUUUUCAGAACGAAGUAACCCAUUUUUUGACCGGACGUGUAAUAAUGAAAUAGUUAAAAUGCAACGCCUGAAUCCAGAUCAGUUGCAAAAUAUGACUGGACUUGAAUACAUAUUGCUUCACGUCCAGGAACCAAUUCUGUAUGUCAUUCGCAAACAGCAUCGACAUACUCCCACCCAGGCAACACCUCUUGCAGAUUAUUACAUUAUUGCUGGCACAGUUUAUCAAGCCCCUGACCUUAUGUCUGUGAUAAAUUCAAGAUUGAUGUCAACAAUACAUCAUCUACAAUCUGCAUUUGAAGAAUCAAACUCUUAUUCUCGAUAUCAUCCUUCUAAAGGGUAUUCAUGGGAUCUAAAAGAACGCAAACCAUCAGAAAGGACUGCAUCAAAAAAGGAGACUCAAAGGGAAGAGCCGAGCUCAUUGUUCCAGAGACAAAGAGUGGAUAUGUUGCUAGCAGAACUUACACGAAAGUUUCCAGUUCAAGUCAUUCCUCAACAGAAACCAGCAAUUGAAGAAGUGAAAGCUGAACCUCGUGAAAUUAAACAGGAGAAACCAGAUAGUCAGCGAAACAUGAAGCCACCACCAGAGAAAAAACCAAAGAUCAAUUUGUGAAGAGGAUUCCAGAAAAUCUAAAUAAAUCAAACUGGAAAUCAAUCUUGUAUUUUUUAUAAAUAUAUCUAAUAAAAAAUUCGAACAUUA